Molecule: messenger RNA, 2648 nt
Organism: Caretta caretta (loggerhead turtle)
Lineage: Eukaryota; Metazoa; Chordata; Testudines; Cheloniidae
Product: glioma pathogenesis-related protein 1
Cellular component (GO): extracellular region
Source: RefSeq, a predicted model, not a curated record
UUGAGGCUGCUGAAGCUGAGUAGUUUCCUGUUACCAGUACCCUAUUAAGCAGUUGUAAUUUGAAGAUAAAACUCAGCCUUCCAGCCAAAACACCAUCCGGGGAGCUAAGAGCACCUUAUAUAGCUAAAAUAUUUUGCUUUCAAAGUUGGAACGUCAGAGAGACAUGAAAAUCAUGCUGUCCCUUCCUGUGAUGGUAGUAUUGGCUCUCUCAGUUUGCUGCUACUCUUAUGAGCCAAGUACUUUACCUGAUACAAGAGACAAACAGUUUAUUGAGGAGUGUGUGACAGCUCAUAACCGUUUUCGGUCCCGGGUGAAUCCAGCAGCCAGCAACAUGCUUCACAUGAGCUGGGACCCUGAUUUGGCAAAGACAGCCAGAGCAUGGGCAAAGACAUGUCAGUUUAAACAUAAUAUCUAUCUCAAGAUACGCGGGAAGGCCCACCCUACCUUUACUUCUGUUGGAGAAAACAUCUGGACUGGGUCUCUCCACAUUUUUUCUGUGACUGCAGCCCUCACUAGUUGGUACAAUGAAUUCAAAGACUACGCCUAUGGCACCAACACUUGCACCAACGUGUGUGGCCAUUACACUCAGGUUGUUUGGGCGACAAGUUACAAAGUUGGCUGCGCUGUUCACUUUUGCCCUACAGUAACAGGGUUUCAUGGAUCGAAGGCAGCCCAUUUCGUUUGCAACUAUGGGCCAGCUGGGAAUUAUCCGACACAGCCUUAUAACACGGGAGCAGCAUGCAGCAAAUGCAACGGUGAGAAGUGUGUGGAUAACCUAUGUGAAAAUCCAGAGCGUGAGAAAGUCAUAAGUAACUCUGGAUGGUAUCCAGACUGGGACAAGUAUCCAGACCAGGAUAAAGCCAUGUGUGACCAGUACUGCAUCACUGUUCUAAUUUUAAGGCCAUCGCUAAUUGUACUGACUUUUGGAGCUGUCUGGUUUCUACAGAAGCAUUAUCCCCAAAUAUCUGUAAGUGACUAAUAUGCAUUUGAAAGAUUGCAGGAACACUUUGGGCUAUUCUGCUCCUAUUCCAAGUGCAGAUUUCCCAUUAUUAGUGUGUGGGGAGUGGGGGGGAAUCUAACACAAUGAUCUGUAGAAUGAGGCCUAUUUUAUUAAUGAUAAAUUGCAUGUGAUUUGAAAAUAGAUAAAUGCAAAAAAGCCACCCACAACCCUUAAUCCAAGGUAACUAUCUGAAUAUAGGUGAAGGCUCACUGUAAGUCACUUGGUUAAGGGCCAGAGUUCAAGGCAUGAAUUCACCCUUCUCUUUUACGUGCCCUGAUAUUUGAGGACCUAACUGCACAAGCUUAAGGACAUAUUAACAUACAGCUAAUUAGUGCUGUCCUUACCCACAAGGAUAGUUGAAUAGAAGUCAAUUGGAUUACCUAUGUGAGUAAAUGAGGCAAGAUGUGGCCUGUAACCUUUUGCAUUUGACACUGUAGGUGUUUGGUUUUUGUUUAAAUGUUUGAGGGGAUGAAGAGAAGAGUCACAAGUUCCUUAGCUAGCAGGCACCCUCAGUCCAGCCAAAGGCCACCUGAUGCCCUUCCUCAUCCUCCUGCACCUCAGUCAUAUGUGCAUUUCUUGACAGGCACCAGUUAGUGGCAGGUGACUAGUGUUUGUUCGUACUGUGGGCUGAGCACCGGAUAUAGCCGUGCAGUUAUUGAAAUGUGCAUUCCCUCUCAGAGCUUGCAAAGCAUAAACUUUUGUAACUGGAAAACUACUGAUUAGAUUUUCUUCACUUCGAUCUUUUGAUUAGAUUGUGAGCUCUUUGAGACAGAGACUGUGUCUUUAUUGUUGGGUGGAAAGCACCUAGCAUGUUGUGAGGACUACCAGAAUAUAAAGAACAAUAAACUCAUGCUUUCUAGAGUUUAAUGAAGUCUAAAAGCAAGUCAAAUAGAAGAAAAUACUUCAAACUUGCAUUAAAAGUUAUCUAUUUCACUUUAUACAAUGUGCAUCAUAAUUCAAUAGUUACAUAGCCUAAACAAUGUUUACCUACAAGGGGCCCAAUCUUGCAAACACUUAGGCAUGUGAGUAGCUCUGCCUAUGUGAACAAACCCAUUAGUUUAACUAUGCAAAAGAAUAAAAGGACACAAAUCUGACAUCAGAAAUCAUAACAUUAAAAAACCAGUAGGAGAACACUUCAACCUCUCUGGCCACUCAAUAACAGACUUAAAGAUAACAAUUUUGCAACAGAAAAGCUUCAAAAAAACAGACUCCAACGAGAAACUUCUGAACUUGAAUUAAUUUGCAAACUAGAUACCAUUAACUUGGGCUUGAAUAGAGAUUGGGAAUGGCUGGGCUAUUACACAAAUUGAUUCUAUUUCCUCAUGUUAAGUAUCCUCACACCUUCUUGUCAACUGUCUGAAAUGGGCCAUCUUGAUUAUCACAAAAGUUUUUUUUCCCUCCUGCUGAUAAUAGCUCAUCUUAAUUAAUUAGCCUCUUAGAGUUGGUAUGGCAACAUCCACCUUUUCAUGUUCUCUGUAUGUAUAUAUAUCUUCUUAAUAUAUGUUCCAUUCUAGGCAUCUGAUGAAGUAGGCUGUGCUCAAAUAAAUUUGUUAGUCUCUAAGGUGCUGCAAGUACUCCUGUUCUUUUUCCGGAUACAGACUAACACGGCUGCUACUCUGAAACCUGUCAUUAGCUUAACUGACUACUU